CAAAAACCCCGUAAAGACUAUAACGUAAAGACCAAACCAAAAGUGUUUGCAUUGCAAUCCAACUGUUCUGUAAAUUCUCUCUCUAGUUUUUUUUUUUUUUCUUGACUUUCUACGUUAAAAUCUUAUUCAACCGUUUAACAAAAACCUUUCAUGAAAUUCUUCUUCAUUUUCUUUUCCUUUCUGUACCAAUAUACUAUUUAUUUUUUUGCUAAAGAAAUAAAUAUGUUAUUUUGUUUGGGUAUGUAAUGUAAGAUAUUUAAAUUGGUACGUUUCGAAACCAUUAAUAAAAGCUUUCACAAAUCUCACCGGUUUCGAACCUAACACACACAUAUGUAUAUUACAUAUAUAUUUAUACAAUACACACUCUGUUUCUCAUACAACUCAUACCCUCUUCAAUAUCUUGUAUUUAAUAUAUUUUUAAAAUAAAACCUUACAUAUGAUAUAUGCUAACAUUAAUCUUUAUUGGAUUGGAUAAGACUCUCUCUCUCUCUCCCUCUCUAUGUAAGUUUUCUCUGACACCCCUUCUCAGAAAUUUCUCUCUGUUCUUUUUUUUUUCUCGUUGUAAUCUGUCCAUUUCUUUUCCGAGAAAGUUAUAUGAGAAAAUGGGCACUUGGAAUUUUCUGGGUUAUUGGGAAUGAGUUAGCUUUCGCGAUGGUCUACCUGCUUCCUCUCUUUAUUCUAUAAACAUUUUCUUGUGUUUUCUUAGAAGCCAAACACUAUUCUGUACUUUGUCUAUUGUUGUUUGAUUUUUUGUUUUUUAUAUAAUCAUUUUGCACAGAGAUUCUUUUCUUGCUGUUCUGACAUAAGUAGUCCUAGAAGCUUUGUCUAGCUGAAUCAGUGAUCCCAGAUUCCCAUAUUUCAGAAUUUGGAUUAAGCUGAUAUAGAAUCGAUUCUUCUAUCAAGAAUUUAAAAUCUGCUCAAAAGAUGGAGGCUUGUGGAUUUUUGUUUUUGUAAUUGUUUAGUUUUAAAGGAAUACAAAGACUUUCUUAUUUUAUUUAAUUUAAUUUAUGGACACAAGUCAAAUAAACUAUAUUUGGCCUAAUUUGAGAAUAUGGUUUAUCCUUAUUGGCUAUCUGUAUUCAUGACUUACAAGCCAGAUAAGGUGUGGUGAUAUAAAGUUUUUUUUUUCUUUGUUUGGAACUAAAUUAUGUAAAAUAAUGCAUGAGAAAAUUGUGUUUUUUCUGAAUUCCUUACAGAUCAACUGUCUCUAUCAAUUUUGCCUUUGGUUCUUAAUCUGUGAGAAAACUAGAAUAUUCUCAGUGGAGCUUCCAUCUUAAAAGAUAAAGAGAAUUUUUUUAAGUAUUAGGAGCAAAGUUUCUUACCUUCCUCCAAGCUUAAUCAAAAAGUUUUUGAAACUACACUUUUGCUUAGCACUUACAAGAAGCAUUCACAUUACCAAGAAGAGAACUCAUAAGAAGAGAUUAUAUUUGCAAUAAUGUUUUCGAGAUCUUGCAUUAGUUUGUUGGAAUUGGCCUCAGGGGACAUGUUGAAUUUUCCACCAACUCCUAGAAAUCUUCCGAGACUGAUGACUACCGUUCGAGGAAUUAUGCCCGAGAUAGAAGGCAGUGGAGGAUUACAGUCUCCUCCUCCUCCUGAUUGCUGCGAAAAGAUAAUAGUUGUGGCUAAUUUUCUGCCUAUAAAUGCUCAGAAAGAUGUGAAUUCAGGAAAGUGGUGCUUUAGUCUUGAUGAGGAUUCACUCUCAUUACAACUUACAGAUGGUUUCCCACCUGGUACAAAGGUUGUUUUUGUAGGAUCUCUCAAAGUUGAAAUCGAUAUUAGCGAACAAGAAGUUGUUUCUCAGAAACUUCUUGAGGAGUUUAAUUGUGCUCCUACUUUCCUUCCUUCUGAUAUUCAGAAGAAAUAUUACCAUGGUUUUUGUAAGCAAUAUUUGUGGCCUCUUUUUCAUUACAUGAUGCCAAUGUGCCUAGACCAUGGUAAUCGUUUUGAUCGCAAGCUUUGGCAGGCCUAUGUUUGUGCUAAUAAGAUGUUUGCAGAUAAGGUUAUGGAGGUGAUUAAUCCAGAAGAGGACUAUGUAUGGGUUCAUGACUACCAUCUUAUGAUCCUACCUACAUUUUUGCGAAAGCAUUUUGCUCGGGUGAAGCUUGGUUUUUUCCUUCAUAGUCCAUUCCCCUCUUCAGAAAUCUACAGAUCACUUCCUGUUAGAGAUGAAAUUCUUAGAGCACUACUAAAUGCAGAUUUGGUUGGUUUCCACACGUUUGAUUAUGCUCGCCACUUCUUGUCCUGUUGUAGUAGAAUGCUUGGUUUGGAGUAUGAAUCCAAGAGGGGAUACAUUGGAGUUGACUAUUUUGGCCGGCGAGUUAACAUUAAAAUUCAGCCUGUGGGGAUUCAUUUGGGAUGGCUUCAAUCCGCACUUAAUCAUCCGUUGUCUUCCACAAAGGCUGAACAGAUUCAACAACAAUUCAAGGGAAAGAAGUUGAUUCUGGGUGUUGAUGAUAUGGACAUUUUUAAAGGCAUUAGUUUAAAGUUCUUGGCAAUGGAGAAACUUUUGUUGCAGCGUCCGGAGUUGCUUGGAAAAAUAGUCUUGGUUCAAAUUUUGAAUCCUGCAAGGAGCACAGGGAAGGAUGUUCAAGAAGCUAAAAGGGAGACAUAUGUGACUGCUACAAGAAUAAAUGAGGCUUUUGGUUUUCCAGGCUAUGAACCAAUUACUUUGAUAGACCGCGAUGUUCCUCUAUAUGAAAAAACUGCCUAUUAUUCUUUAGCAGAGUGCUGCAUUGUGAAUGCUGUUAGGGACGGUAUGAAUUUAAUGCCAUACAAGUAUACAAUAUGCAGGCAAGGAACUCCGAAAAUGGAUGAAGCUCUAAGUCUUUCCUCUGAUUCCCCUCGAACUAGUACGCUCGUUGUUUCAGAGUUCAUUGGUUGUUCGCCAUCUUUAAGUGGAGCAAUAAGGGUGAAUCCAUGGGAUGUGGAGGCGGUAGCUGAUGCACUUAAUGUGGCCAUCACAAUGCCUGAUGUAGAGAAGCAUUUGCGGCAUGAGAAGCACUACAAAUACAUCAGCUCCCACGACGUGGCUUAUUGGUCUCGUAGCUUUUUUCAGGAUUUGGAAAGAGCUUGCAAAGAUCACUACAGUAAACGAUGUUGGGGAAUUGGUUUCGGUCUAAACUUCAGAAUUCUGUCUCUUUCACCAAGUUUUAGGAAGCUUUCGAUUGACCAUAUUCUCUCAUCGUACAGGAAGACUAGUAGAAGAGCAAUAUUUUUAGAUUAUGAUGGAACAGUAGUGCCUCAAACUUCCAUCUCCAAGCCUCCAAGUCCUGAAGUCAUUUCUGUUUUGAACAAUCUUUGCAGUGACCCGAAGAACAUUGUGUUUAUGGUUAGUGGCAGAGGGAAGAAAUCUCUUGGCGAAUGGUUCUCUCAAUGUGAGAAUCUUGGUAUUGCAGCUGAGCAUGGAUACUUCAUAAGAUGGAGUAGAAAAUCCGAUUGGGAAACCGCCCCCUUAGCUGCAGAUGUUGAAUGGAAACAAAUUGCAGAACCUGUGAUGAAAUUAUAUACAGAAGCAACCGAUGGAUCUUAUAUAGAGACCAAGGAGAGUGCCUUGGUAUGGCACCAUCAAGAUGCUGAUCCUUAUUUUGGAUCUUGCCAGGCUAUGGAAUUGUUGGAUCAUCUCGAAAAUGUCCUUGCAAACGAACCUGUAGUAGUUAAGAGGGGACAGCAGAUAGUUGAAGUAAAGCCACAGGGAAUUACUAAAGGACUUGUUGCAGACAAAGUCCUUUCUAUGAUGAUCAAUGAAGGGAAGCUAGUAGAUUUUGUGAUGUGCAUUGGAGAUGACAGAUCUGACGAGGACAUGUUCGAAAGCAUAUCAAGCAUAGCUUCUAACUCAUGUCUCCCUACAGUUCCCGAGGUAUUCGCCUGCACUGUUGGCCAAAAACCAAGCAAAGCUAAGUACUAUCUAGACGAUUCUGUAGAUGUCAUGGCACUGAUUGGAGGCCUAGCUGCUUCAAGUCUUAAAUCAAGGUCGAAUACAGCUAUUCAAGUUUCUCUAGAAAAUGUUGUUUAAGAAGAAAGCAGUGGCUCUUGUACAGCAGCCUUUACAACUACAACAUGGAUUAAAACAGUUUUAUAAUUGGCGAGAAUUGGUUGUGUGAUUCGGUGUUUCAUCGAAAAAGGACGACAGUACAAGGAAGUGUACUACGGUGUUUGGUUUGUGUCAAUAGUGACUUACAAAUACUUGAAUCUUCGAUAGUGUGAGCACCAUAUAGAUCAGUAAGUGCACAUUUUUAACUUUGUAGUUUUCAGCAGAGGGCUCAGAUUUUAUUAUAGUUAGUGUUUAGAGAUAACAAGAGCAUCAUUAGUUUGUAAAUGGGGUGUCUGUAUGUAUGCUCUUUAUAUGAAAUACGAUUCUUUUCUUCUUGAAAAUGACAGUUAUUCUUUUAGUGAAAAUGGCUCAAAACUACAAUUUUUCUUA
Molecule: messenger RNA, 4420 nt
Organism: Cannabis sativa
Lineage: Eukaryota; Viridiplantae; Streptophyta; Magnoliopsida; Rosales; Cannabaceae
Product: probable alpha,alpha-trehalose-phosphate synthase [UDP-forming] 9
Exons: 5
Coding region: 1436-4012 (858 amino acids)
Biological process (GO): trehalose biosynthetic process
Cellular component (GO): cytosol
Molecular function (GO): catalytic activity
Source: RefSeq, a predicted model, not a curated record